GGGAGUGGCUUAGGUUUCCAAUACCUCUGUAGCUGGAGAGUAAUGAUUAACUUCCUUUCAUGUUUUAUAAACUAUCCAGGUGAGUCCUUAAGAUCAGUUGGACUCUGUCAUGUUGACUCGGGGGCAAUGUGAAGAAGUUAAUGCAAUGUAUCUCCAGCUUCUCGAGAAGACAAAGAGUUAUAGUUCAUUCAAAUUCUAGGAAUGGCCGAGAAUUCGCCUCUCAAGUCUUUUGCAUGUAUUAGUGAAAAAAAGUACAUCACUCGGAGUCAACUUGAUUCAUUAUUGAAAACGUAUAACUGUUACUUUAAGGAUCAAAAGAACUUAUAUAUAACUUAUGACCAAGAUGAAAGUGGACAAAUUGUUGCGUCUGGACUUAUUGAGAUUUUUUGGGGUGUUCAACGGCCAAUCAGAUUCAAAAUGCAAGAUGAGAAAUUUCUCUCCUCUGAAUCGAUUCAGCUGCCAGAGGUUAUUGGUUCCAGCAUGACCAAAAGUGGAAUGAUGCGCUGGGGGGAAUUUGAUGACCUUUACCGUAUUACAGAAAUAGAGGAGCAAACACGGCAUUCAGAUGAAGAAAUGGAUGAUAACAAAGACUACAGAAGUUAUGAUUUUGACAGCAGCACUCUGAAGCCUUCCUUCAAUGAUAGUGCUCCUGACUCACCAUCAUUGUACAGAACUAUGAGCGAUGCUGCCCUGGUAAAAAGGAGGGUUAAACCCAACACACCUGACAGAGAACAUCUACAGCAACAUAGGUUUUCCAUUAACGGACACUUUUACAACUAUAAGACCUCAAUUUUUACUCCAGCUUUUGGAUCGGAAACAAAAGUUAUGAUAAACAGCAAAAUGACAACAAAAGAAGUAAUUGAGCAACUAUUACACAAGUUCAAGAUUGAAAAUAACCCCAAUGAGUUUGCACUGUACAUAAUCCAUGCCUCAGGUGAAAAGAAAAAAUUGAAGAGCACAGAUUGCCCAAUUUGGGAACGACUUCUGCAAGGCCCUUCAGGAAAAAUAGCGAAAAUGUUCCUUAUGGACAAAGAAGUAGAAGAAAUUAGUAGUGAUGUAGCACAAUACAUUAAAUUUAGCCUACCGCUUCUGCAAUCAAUUCUGAAAAGGUUAAACGAAGAAGAGGAAAGGGAAAUUAAGAGAACUAUUGAUAAGUAUGUCAAAGAAAAGUCUGUACUGCUACAGUAUCUUAACAGCAAAAUUACAAAAAGGACAGAAACUACAGUAUAACCAUAUUUUAUACAAGAUUGUCAAGCACACUCCAACCAAAAUAUUUAUAGACUUUUUAUAUAUUUGCAUGGAUGUUUAUUUAGGAUUCCAGAGGAAAUCCUUCUGAUUUCAUAUUGGAUGGGAAAGUGAAACACAGUAUGAAAAAAGCCCAAAUUAACUUCUUAAAUAAAAGCAUUUGAUUGGACUUUGGUAAUAUCAAUGCUAACUUGUGUAGGUCUCUCUUUUGUGAAUCCAUUUGUUGUAAAAUGUUAAAUGUAUCACAUAAGCCUUUUUGAUCUUAAUUCUGAAGCACUAAUGUCAUGAAAAUGAAGUUGUAUCGUUACCCAGCAACAAUGUUUGAUUUUAAGCGUCUUUUCAUAAGCAACGGUAAUCUCAACUUAAUGUUGGAUAAAGAAACUAUUUCAAA
Spea bombifrons (plains spadefoot toad) is the source of this 1636-nucleotide messenger RNA. It is a transcript of the gene RASSF6, whose product is annotated as Ras association domain family member 6. Gene Ontology annotation, biological process: signal transduction. The transcript has 11 exons. Bases 202 to 1230 code for a protein of 342 amino acids. The record is from RefSeq and is a predicted model, not a curated record. NCBI's taxonomy places the organism in Eukaryota, Metazoa, Chordata, Amphibia, Anura, Pelobatidae.